AUGACUCGAGAAGAGUAUGUGCAUUAUUCAGAAUGUCGACAAGCAUCUUUCACAUAUAGGAAAGCAAAACGAUUCCGUGAAUGGGCUAACAUGUCUGCUUAUAUAGAUAUGAAACCUAAUGAUGACAUUAUAGACAUUCUCGGAUUUCUCACAUUUGAGAUGGUUAGCACCUUGACGGAAACAGCUUUAAGGGUCAAAAGGGAUUUAGACAAGGACCAAAUUAUUCACAACAAGAGCCUCAAUCGUCCUAGAGGAACAUUUGAAGAUGAACAUGAAAAUAGGAAUGUGUAUUUAUUUUCUUCACCUCCUUCAGAGCAAACUGCUUUACAACCCUCACACAUUCAUGAAGCAUUUAGACGACUGCAAAUGCUUCUUCCUAAGCCAAUCAAAAAUUUUCGUGGGGGUUUGGUUAGAACUAAAGUUUCUCUUAUUUAG
Molecule: messenger RNA, 435 nt
Organism: Funneliformis mosseae
Lineage: Eukaryota; Fungi; Glomeromycota; Glomeromycetes; Glomerales; Glomeraceae
Source: the annotation of a GenBank genome assembly